This is a messenger RNA of Zootermopsis nevadensis, 1726 nucleotides long. Its product is annotated as Proteasome inhibitor 31 kDa. The record is from RefSeq and is a predicted model, not a curated record. Gene Ontology annotation, biological process: proteasome-mediated ubiquitin-dependent protein catabolic process. Gene Ontology annotation, molecular function: endopeptidase inhibitor activity; proteasome binding. NCBI's taxonomy places the organism in Eukaryota, Metazoa, Arthropoda, Insecta, Blattodea, Termopsidae.
UCCGGAAAUGUGAGCGGAAGGACAGACUUGUACUUGCAAGAUGGCUUCUCAGAUGUUUGGUUGGGAUUUAACAUAUCGGCUUGUUGUAAAAGAUAUAACAAAGAAAGAAGACGUUUUGGUCGCUCUUAUCCAUUGGUAUUUUAUAAAAUUUGGUUUCAAAUGCGUAGGGUUAGGCGACAGUAAAACUUUGACAACCACUGACGUUGGAGGAGAAAUACUUCCUGAAGGCUGGAGUUCAGAGGACACUUACUCCCUGCGAUAUGUUUACAAUAAGGAUUUAUAUAUUUUAAAGGGAGUGAAGACUGAAGCGGAUAUUGUAUUGAAUUUGUUGCGUGUCUCAGAUUUGUCCAUUUCAAUAAUACAUUUCAAAGUAGAAGAAACAGUGAAGAACUUAAAAGGUGACAUUGAAGCAUUGGUACCAAAGUAUAAAGAUGUUAUUGAUGCCAUUCAAAAAGAUUUAUUGGAACCUGUAGUGACUGGCACCAACAAGGAAGCAACAACACAGACAGCCCAGCCAGUCUUCCCAGUGCUAAGAAAUUCAGACAUUCGUGAGCGUUCUAGAUCUGAGGAAAGAGAUGAGUAUGAUGAUCCAUUAAGGAUUGGUCAGCCAAGGCGAGGCAUAGGAGUUGGAUUUGAUCCUGACUGGGAUCCAAUUCGUGAUCCAUUGGCAGUGGGCCGAUCAGACUUGAACCCUUUAAGUCGUGGAGGUGGGAUGCUUUUCAAUCCCUUUGGAAGACGAGGAGUCCCAGAUCCAGGAGCAGGCAUUCCAGGUGGCCUGCCACGAGGCAGUGUACCUCCAGGUGCACGAUUUGAUCCAUUCGGCCCUCCAAAUGUUGGUCCGCAAAGAGGUCCUCGGCGAGGGUUUGGAACACCAGAUCCAGACCACCUGCCCCCACCAGGAUACGAUGACAUGUUCAUGUAAAUUUGUUCUGCUAAUGGUGGUAGAGCACUGUUAUGUAAAUUGUUUGGCUUAUUAUAAGACUUCUUUGUCUGUGUUAAUCUAUAAUACAUACUUAUAAUAAAGAUACUUGCAUUUAUGAGGGGCAUAUACAAAUGAUUUAGACUAACCUGAAUUAUGUGAUCCUUGGUGGUGGCUCCCAGGUUACACUUUGGCCCGUCCCACAUUCUCCCUGGAGGUCGAUGCACCGUUGCCAUCACAAAACCACUGUUUGGGGGUCUCGUACCCACUUCCUAACAGCAUCAUGUAAGGCGUCACUAUCGGGGAAUCGGUGACCACGCAGGGGAUCAGUUCCAACACAGUUUGAAUCAUUUGUGGAGUUCUUGAUGUUCUGGGACCACUGCUGGAUCCCUUUUUCACUGUUUCGUUGUCACAUACGAAGCCUGUCACCCAACUGAAGACAGUUGCACGUGCAGUCACUGGGGUUCACCGUGCUCCCACACCCGCCCUAUUCCCCCGACCUGGCACCAAGUGACUAUACCCUCUUCCGUGAGAUGAAUAAUCCCCUGCGUGGUCACAGAUUCCCCGAUAGUGAUGCCUUACAUGAAGCUGUCAGGGAGUGGGUACGAGACACCCCCAAACAAUGGUCUCGUGAGGCAAUACGGAAAUUGCCAGAGAGAUGGCAACGGUGCAUUGACCUCCAGGGAGAAUACGUGGAACGGGCCGAAAUGUAACCUGGGAGCCACCACCAUCAAGGAUCACAUAAUUCAGGUUAGUAUAAAUCAUCUGUAUAUGCCCUUCGUACAUAUAAGGCAGGGUAUGAUUAUA